Sphaeramia orbicularis (orbiculate cardinalfish) is the source of this 3722-nucleotide messenger RNA. RefSeq names its product zinc finger protein 710a (gene znf710a). Lineage: Eukaryota; Metazoa; Chordata; Actinopteri; Kurtiformes; Apogonidae. The coding region runs from base 17 to 2125 and encodes 702 amino acids. The record is from RefSeq and is a predicted model, not a curated record. The transcript is spliced from 5 exons. Gene Ontology annotation, molecular function: DNA-binding transcription factor activity, RNA polymerase II-specific; RNA polymerase II cis-regulatory region sequence-specific DNA binding. Gene Ontology annotation, biological process: regulation of transcription by RNA polymerase II.
UCAUUUCUCCUGAAGGAUGAGAUCCCUGAAACACCUCAAACAUCACUCCAGGAACAAUGUGGAGGAGGAGAGUGGCCGCCUGGUGCCGAACUACCCUAAGAUGACAGAAGGCCAAGUGGAUGUGGGCACACAGACAGAGCCCGUGGUGGUUCUGUCUCUAGCUCAGGCAGCUGUUCUUGGUCUCAUCUCACAGAAUGAAAUCUUUGGGGCCACCAUUGCUCCUAAUGGCUUUUACACAGGAGAACCCAGAGAGUGCCCUCAUCCUCCACAGGAGGCAAUGGAAUAUGAGUAUGCUGACCAACUGAUUGGAGCCAACGGGGACUACCUGGCUGAGCCUGCUGGUGAACCAGACCCCCAACCCCACUGCAGCGAGAGAAGACGGCCUGGACCCCGAGGGAGGACAAAGAAGCCCAAGAGUGAGACAGAAUUAGAGGGUCAUCCACACAAAGUACCAAGCCCACAGGCUCAGGUUAAAGGUGAAAGGCUAGAGUCUGACAGUCCUCCGUCCUGCAUUCACAUGAACAGCAGGCGUAGCCCUGGUAAAUCAGAGGAGCCAGUCACCCAACAAGGCUCUCUGAAAGAGGAGCAGGCCUGUGGAAACUGUCUCUCAUGUGUGAGAGAUACAGCUAGGCCACAACAAGACGGACAGCCAGAACAGGAACAAGAAGACAGCAACGGCAGAGAAAGAGAGAGGAAGGAAGAAGAGUUGGUGGUUGAGGAAGAAGAAGAAGAGGAAGAGGCCCUAAAUCUCAAGACUAGUGGAGACAAUGGCAGUCCUCUGGAGAACCGCUAUUAUGAAUCCAAUGACGUGCCCUAUGAGUCUGCUGAUAUGGCAAUGCCAGGAGAAUAUGAAGAGAAUGGCCAGGCCAUGCUGUGGUCAGACCCAGAGGGCCUUGCCAGACGAAUGCAGAUUGACCGGCUGGACAUCAAUGUCCAGAUUGAUGAGUCAUACUGUGUAGACGUGGGAGAGGGUUUGAAACGCUGGAAGUGCCGCAUGUGUGAGAAGUCAUACACUUCAAAAUAUAACCUUGUCACUCAUAUCCUGGGCCAUAAUGGAAUUAAACCCCAUGAAUGUCUACACUGUGGAAAGCUCUUCAAGCAGCCGAGCCACCUGCAGACUCACCUGCUCACCCACCAGGGAACCCGACCUCACAAGUGCACCGUUUGUGAGAAGGCCUUCACGCAGACCAGCCACCUGAAGAGGCACAUGCUGCAGCACACGGACGUCAAGCCCUACAGCUGUCGCUUUUGUGGCCGUGGCUUUGCUUACCCAAGUGAGCUGAGAACCCAUGAGAACAAACACGAGAAUGGCCAGUGCCAUGUCUGCACCCAGUGUGGCAUGGAGUUCCCAACCUACGCACACCUGAAGCGCCACCUGACCAGCCAUCAGGGCCCGACCACAUACCAGUGCACAGAGUGCCACAAGUCCUUUGCUUACCGCAGCCAGCUGCAGAACCACUUGAUGAAGCACCAGAAUGUCCGGCCCUACGUUUGUCCUGAGUGCGGCAUGGAGUUUGUCCAGAUCCACCAUCUUCGGCAACACGCUCUCACUCACAAGGUACUGGCAGCGCACGCCAUCGCACUCAAGGGUAUGAAAGAAUUCAAGUGUGACGUCUGUUCCAGAGAGUUCACGCUGUCUGCCAACCUGAAGAGACACAUGUUGAUCCAUGCCAGUGUGAGGCCCUUCCAAUGCCACGUCUGCUUCAAGACCUUUGUCCAAAAGCAGACUCUUAAAACGCACAUGAUUGUCCACUUGCCGGUCAAACCGUUCAAAUGCAAGGUCUGUGGAAAGUCGUUCAAUAGAAUGUACAACCUCCUCGGCCACAUGCAUCUUCACGCCGGCAGCAAGCCCUUCAAGUGCCCUUACUGCACCAGCAAGUUCAACCUGAAGGGCAACCUCAGCCGACACAUGAAGGUCAAGCACGGCAUCAUGGACUCCACAAUAGACGGACAAGAACCCCCCCAAGAAACAGAGAGCCAGGAGGACUAUGAAGAGGAGAGCUUUGAGUUCAGUGAGCGAGAAAAUCGGGCUAACAACAACAACACACCAGACAUUGCUAAACUAUCUCAAAUGGAGUAUUACAGCACCUAUGGGAAAGGAGCAGGGCGCUUCAGCACUGCCUGAAUUAUUUAAAUGACCCCAAAUUGAAUUAGUGUGAACUAAUGAAAACGGGAUUGUUUCUUUGUUUUUGUUGUAUAAGGCAUUGUGCUUGGGUUGUUCUCAAAGGUUCUUAAAGGGCGAAACCCAGCAAACUGCACAUUUACAUGCACUGGAAUGAAUAUUACCCUACACAAUUGGAGAAUGUAUACUUUUUACUUAAUCACCUAUUUUUCAUCUCUAAAACACUGCAAAUCUACUGAAUAAAUAUAUUUUAGAAACAUGGACUGUCUAAAAGAGGAAGAUUUAGGUUGAAAAAUAUCUAUAAACUGUAUGCUGCCAGUUGCUUAAAAACAGGAAUAUCAUCUGAGCCUGAGGUGAAAAGCACAUUUAGUUCAAAGCAUUAAAGCAUAUGUCAGAUAUAUUCUACACUUAGUCAUUAAGACAAUCCCGGUCUCUUUCAGUCUGCUGGGGUCAACUAAUGUGAAGAGUUUAAGAAGGAAACAAGUGUUAGUGCUCAUUUGACUUGCCAAAGCUUAUCAAGAUUGAUUGACUCACUGAUUUAUACUGUGAUAAAUGAAAUCUGUGGUCUGAAAAACAACUUAAAUUCAUAUGGAUUUGCAAUCUGUUUUGUUGUAUAAUACUGUACAGAAUGUAUCAGUCCUCUUGUAUGUCGGCUGGUACUGUAACCGGUGCAUUGCACUGAGGGCCACUGUGUUUACUUUUUAGGUUUCUGCAUUAACAAACAUCACCCUGUAUUGAUCACUAGUCUAUGAAUGUACUUGUUUCUGUGGAAUGUUUUAAGACUAACAAAAAGAAAAACAAAACACCCUUUAUAACAGUAGAACCCCUUUACCAAAGAAUUGGAUCAUAUCUUGCAGCUUACAGGCAUCGUCAGUUUCUUUUGCCGUUUUGUGCAGGGACAUUGAAUUUCUUGGGGUCCAAUUGCAGACCUCAUGAAAUUACUUUCAGGUUCCCCUCCCACCCAUCUGUAGAUCUCUUCAAAAGAUUACCGCAAAGAAUAGAACGACUGUGGUACAGCCUCUCUUUCAACAAAACAUCACCAACUUCCCCCCAUCCAGGCCUUCACAAGUCAGGACUGCAGCAUUUUUCAAACGCAAUGCAAACCCUGCAUUUGUAUUGCAGUUGUUUGUUUUUUUCUAAUGGAUGAAUCUCAACAAGAAUAGUCCCAAAAACUCGGACAGAAAUAUUAAGUGCCCCAGUGUGUCUGCGAGAGCAUGCCAUCCAUCAUGCUGUACACUGGUCUCAAGUGAUGAACGACAACCUCCCAACAUGUGACAGGGCCAUGGACCUCGUGGAAAAUGAUUUGGGAAAUUCUCAAUAUAUUCAGUUUCCCAGUGCUUAGCUUUUCAAACUUGUAACCUGCAAACAAGGUAUCCAUUUGCGAUGUUGAUAUAGUGCAUUUAAAAUAAAAUGCUCAUUUUUGUGAGUUCUUCAGCUUCUGUGUUCAUGCCAUCACUGUUUUAGUGAUGAAACAAAAGGGGAGGAAGUUCAUCUUAAGUGGCUUUCUGUAUUAGUCAUUAGUGUGGAGAUAAUGUGGAUAGAAAUGUAUGUACAUGUUGUGUACCAGACAAUACUGUAAGAUAAUAAAUUUAUUUACCUU